AUGGCAUUAUCAAGGGACCACCAAGACUCUCCAGAGGAGAAUGAGAGAAAGUCAUCAUCUCCCUCCGAAGCUAUGACCAUUAAUCCUUGCUUGAUAUUCAUUGUUCGCAAAUCGCCAGAAGAAGUUAAAAGAAAGGACCCAUCAAAUCAACUCAACAGCGGAGAAGCAGAGAUCAUGAGGCUUGGCAAGGAUGCAGCUAUUACGUCUUCGGAAUCGAUUUGCUUCGGUUUGGGAUAUAUGGCGAAAGCCAGAAAGGAUUCUUAUAGAGUAAUAGAAUUGAUGGUAUUUGAUGAGCGAUGCGAUGAGAUGGGAUGGGAUGAGGAUGAGAUGUACAGCUGGAUGAUCAAGGGCGGCAAGUAA
Molecule: messenger RNA, 360 nt
Organism: Sclerotinia sclerotiorum 1980 UF-70
Lineage: Eukaryota; Fungi; Ascomycota; Leotiomycetes; Helotiales; Sclerotiniaceae
Exons: 3
Coding region: 1-360 (119 amino acids)
Source: RefSeq, a predicted model, not a curated record